Messenger RNA from Penicillium lagena, 645 nucleotides. RefSeq lists its product as uncharacterized. The coding region runs from base 1 to 645 and encodes 214 amino acids. Lineage: Eukaryota; Fungi; Ascomycota; Eurotiomycetes; Eurotiales; Aspergillaceae. The record is from RefSeq and is a predicted model, not a curated record. The transcript is spliced from 4 exons.
AUGGACUUCCACCUCGUGCCUCGAGGCACAGACCGAAACUACACCGGGUUUCUCACAAAGACGAUCGUCUACUCAGGUACCCUGGUGGUGUUCCUAGCUUCCUUCGCCUUGACUCUCUGCGCCAUCAUCAUCCCGAAAUGGGUCAGCUACCAUAGCGAUAAGCCAGCCUACCACUACUCCUACGGCCUCCACCGCCGCUGCUCCUCCCUCUCGGAUACCUGCGAAAGUUUCCCCCAGCGAGACGACUGCCAUGGCGAUGACCGAUAUUUUUGCUCGAUGUGGCGAUCCGUCGGCUUCCUGAUGUCCUUUGCCGUUGUGUUGCAGGGCAUGAGCGUCGUCGCGUAUCUGAUUAUUCUGUCGGGCGGGAAACGGGUCCGCGAGAAUGGGUGGCGCAUUCUUAGUUUGAUGGUUAUUCUUUCGGCAGUCGUGCAGGCUGCUGGCAUGUCGGUUGUGGCAUACCUGUUCGACAACGAGGACCGGUUCUUCGUCGGCUGGAAACUCGACCAGUCUUGGAUCUUCUGCACGGUCAGUUGGUGUAUUGGGCUCGUUUGUGCGGCCGCGAUUAUCAUCGCUGGGCAGAUCUUGCCCUCGGAAGGUGGCUACGAGCUCAUACCGGACCGUGAUGAUCUGAGAGUUACUUCUUAA